AUGUAUAUCUAUAUAUGCGUGUGUGUAUCUGCACACAUGUGCAUGCGUCCAAAAUAGAAACAUACCGUUCGCUAUAUAUAGGCCGCGCGCGCCACGCCCCACUCCAUCAUCGAUCUAUCGUUCUAUCUAAGCAUCUAGUACUAGUAUAGCAACACAAGCCUGCUUGCCCCAGCCCUAGCAAGGCUAGAACACAGACUACUACACAGUAAACUCUUGUCAAUAAUUCCACACUGUUUCUAGCUAGCGGCGAUUACUAUCACAGGCCGCAGAGGCUGCUGCAGGGAGCACAGAAGCAAGCACACACGCCAAGAAACCAAAGCGAGCGAGGAAAGCAGCCAGAGACACCAGGGGAGCACCGAAGCUGUAGCUCAUCAUGGGGAUCGAGAGCACGAGCCCCACGGCGGCGGAGGGCUCCUCCGCCUCCGCCUCCUCCUCCUCGCGCUCCACCGGCGCGUCCACGGCCACCACGGUGUCCGGCGCCGCGCAGCAGCAGCUAGCCGCAGCGCCGACCGGCGGGGACGAGGUCUCGCCGGCGGACGAGCAGGCCGUCACGUCGCAGCCGUCGGCGGCGGCGGUGGCGCAGGGGUCCUCGCGGUACAAGGGCGUCGUGCCGCAGCCCAACGGGCGCUGGGGCGCGCAGAUCUACGAGCGCCACGCGCGGGUGUGGCUCGGCACGUUCCCCGACGAGGAGGCCGCCGCGCGCGCCUACGACGUCGCCGCGCUCCGCUACCGCGGCCGCGAGGCCGCCACCAACUUCCCGGGGGCCGGGGCGUCGGCGCCCGAGCUCGCCUUCCUGCUCGCGCACUCCAAGGCGGAGAUCGUCGACAUGCUCCGGAAGCACACCUACGCCGACGAGCUCCGCCAGGGCCUGCGCCGCGGCCGCGGCAUGGGCGCCCGCGCGCAGCCCACGCCGGCCUGGGCGCGCGCGCUGCUGUUCGAGAAGGCCGUCACGCCCAGCGACGUCGGCAAGCUCAACCGCCUCGUCGUGCCCAAGCAGCACGCCGAGAAGCACUUCCCGCUCAAGCGCUCGCCGGAGGCCGCCACCGGCAAGGGCGUGCUCCUCAACUUCGAGGACGGCGAGGGCAAGGUGUGGCGGUUCCGGUACUCGUACUGGAACAGCAGCCAGAGCUAUGUGCUCACCAAGGGAUGGAGCCGCUUCGUCCGGGAGAAGGGCCUCCGAGCCGGGGACACCAUCGUCUUCUCCCACUCCACAUACGGCCCGGAGAAGCAGCUCUUCAUCGACUGCAAGAAGACCAAGACGACGGCCGCCACCGACGCGGCGCCGGCGCCGGUGCCGGCCGCCGCAACAGCGGAGAAACCAAAGGAAGCCGCCCGUGUAGUCAGGCUGUUCGGCGUGGACAUCGCCGGAGACGGGUGCCAGAAGAGGGCACGGCCGGUGGAGAUGGCGUUCGAGCAAGGCCAGGGGUUCUUGAAGAAGCAAUGCGUGGCUCAUCACCGCUCUCCUGCCCUAGGUGCCUUCUUGUUAUAGCAGCGAUCAUAUGCAUAGUAUUCUAGUUCUUCCCCUUUUCUUGCUUCGCCUGUUUGAUCUCAAUCGAAUCCAAAUUCUAGUGUCUGUUCUUCGUCUUUGCAAAGAACUUGUUAUGUCAGACUGCGGCAAGACGAGUUGUAUGUACACCACCAUUGUUAGGAAGUCUUGAGAUGGUAGUAGUAGUAACCCUACAAGAUCAUGCAAGUUUGUGCCAUCAUCGAUCGAGUACAGCAAUAAUAAGUUUAUUUCGAUAUGCUAGAUGUCGAAGAUGUGAUUUCUUCC
Panicum hallii is the source of this 1771-nucleotide messenger RNA. RefSeq names its product AP2/ERF and B3 domain-containing protein Os01g0141000-like. Gene Ontology annotation, molecular function: DNA-binding transcription factor activity; DNA binding. Gene Ontology annotation, biological process: regulation of DNA-templated transcription. The transcript has a single exon. Lineage: Eukaryota; Viridiplantae; Streptophyta; Magnoliopsida; Poales; Poaceae. Bases 374 to 1489 code for a protein of 371 amino acids. The record is from RefSeq and is a predicted model, not a curated record.